GUGGUCGCUAUCAUCUGCUACUCGCCCGCCCUGCGCACGCCCAUGUUCGUGCUGGUGGGCAGCCUGGCCACGGCUGACCUCCUGGCCGGCCUCGGGCUCAUCCUCAACUUCGUGUUCCAGUACGUGAUCCGCUCGGAGACGGUCAGCCUGCUCACCGUGGGUUUCCUGGUCGCCUCCUUCGCCGCCUCCGUGAGUAGCUUGCUCGCCAUCAAUUCCCUCUACAACGCCCUCACCUACUACUCGGAGAGGACGGUGCUGUGCAUCCACACCAUGCUGGCGGGUGCCUGGGGGGUGUCCCUCUGCCUGGGGCUGCUGCCCGUCCUGGGCUGGAACUGUCUCCACGAUCGCACCGCCUGCAGCGUCGUCAGACCCUUGACCAAGAGUAACAUGACUCUGCUCUCUGCCUCUUUUUUCCUCAUCUUCCUCAUCAUGCUCCAUCUCUACAUCGAGAUCUGCAAGAUCAUCUGCCGGCAUGCCCACCAGAUAGCCCUCCAGCAGCACUUUCUGACUGCUUCCCACUAUGUUGCCACCAAAAAAGGAGUCUCUACCCUGGCUAUAAUCCUGGGGACGUUUGGAGCCAGCUGGCUGCCUUUUGCCAUCUACUGCGUGGUGGGGGACCCUGACUACCCUUCUGUGUACACGUACGCCACGCUUCUACCCGCUACCUACAACUCCAUGAUCAACCCCAUCAUUUAUGCCUACAGAAACCAGGAAAUCCAGAGGUCCAUGUGGGUGCUCUUCUGUGGCUGCUUUCAGGCUAAAGUGUCCUUUCGUUCCCGGUCCCCCAGUGAUGUCUGA
Molecule: messenger RNA, 798 nt
Organism: Acanthisitta chloris (rifleman)
Lineage: Eukaryota; Metazoa; Chordata; Aves; Passeriformes; Acanthisittidae
Gene: GPR6
Product: G protein-coupled receptor 6
Biological process (GO): G protein-coupled receptor signaling pathway
Cellular component (GO): membrane
Molecular function (GO): sphingosine-1-phosphate receptor activity
Source: RefSeq, a predicted model, not a curated record